AUGAUUGUACUGAAAAUGUUCUCGUUGCUUCUGAUUGUUGGAAUUUCUGUAAAUGAAGCUGUGAUAAUCGAUUGCACUUAUUCAAUCAUUCGAGUGUGGACGGUUCCCAAUUUAUACGCUUGUCAAGGAAAAUUGAUUUCUAUCGGUGAUCCGAACAACGUCACAGCAGUAUCACAUAACCACAUCAAUGGGAAAAGUAAUAACGAAGUGCAGGCAUUAAUUCUUGAUAAUAGUCAAAUUAAAUCGAUGCUUCGUAACAUAAAUCAAUUCUACCCAAACCUUGAGUCAUUGACUGUAAGAUAUUCUGACAUUACCGAAUUAAAUCUAGAAGACCUUCAAGACUUCCCGAAUCUUACUCAAAUUGAUUUCGGAAGCAACAAGAUUGAAAGAUUAAAUUGGAAUCUAUUUAAGAAAACACCGAAAGUGAAAGUAAUCGGACUCAAUUGGAAUCCUAUCAAAUAUAUUGCACACAACGUUUUUGAUGAUUUGAGUGAGCUGGAAAUGCUGCACAUGAAUCAAAGAUGCUUCGAUAGGAACAUCAAUAACAAUAAAUCAGCAAUCGCUGCAGCUCUUUUUGACAUUUUCCAGAAAUGUCCACCUACACUUGAAAUGAUGAAAUCCGAAAUUGUCAAUGGAGAAGAAUUGAGAAAGGAAAUCAAAGCCGAAAUUGAUGAGGAAAUUAAUCCCCUGACGUGGUCAGUAUUUGAAAUGGGUUCGAAGUUGAUUCAUUAUGAGGCUAAGAUUACUCAAAAUGAAAAUCAAAUCCAAUAUUUGAACAAUGAGAUUAAAAUCUUGAAACUCCAUUUACAGUCUUUGAUGCGUUUUCAAGAAAUGCUUACGAAACAAAAAUUUCCAUAA
Clunio marinus is the source of this 858-nucleotide messenger RNA. The record is from the annotation of a GenBank genome assembly. Lineage: Eukaryota; Metazoa; Arthropoda; Insecta; Diptera; Chironomidae.